Molecule: messenger RNA, 3923 nt
Organism: Vigna radiata var. radiata (mung bean)
Lineage: Eukaryota; Viridiplantae; Streptophyta; Magnoliopsida; Fabales; Fabaceae
Exons: 6
Coding region: 388-2658 (756 amino acids)
Molecular function (GO): zinc ion binding
Source: RefSeq, a predicted model, not a curated record
UGUGAAGGUGAAGUGAAUAUUGUUACAUAUUUGUUUGAAGCAUAAUCUGAAGAUAGGGGCAAAAGAGUAAUUAGAAGGAAAGGAAAAGAAAAGAGAAGAGGGUGGUUUCGUUUGACCUAAAUACCCUCUGUUGGUAGCUUGGUUGAAGGUAUGGAUUUCCCAUAAGGACCCUCUAAUUCCCAAUCUUCCUCUCUUCUCCUUACCCUUCUUCUCCUAAUUCCGAUUUUCUCCACUUCCCCGCCAUUUUUCAAAUUCCCGUUUCUUCUUUUUUUCUCGAUCAACCCCUUUCUGUUUGCCACCUAGGGUUCCGCUUUUUUUCUUCCAAGCUUCAAUCUUUCAGCUGGCGUUCUAUCCGCAAAUUCUCGUUGUCGUUAUAUAUAGUGAUUAAUGUCUUCAAUGUCUAAUCAUGAUUUGAUAAUUAGCCAGAGUCAUAAUUUGGCACUUGGCCAUAACCAGCAACUGGUACUGAACCACACUCAUAGUUUGGGCCUCAGUGGGAACCAUGAUUUGGAAUUGGGACAAACUGAUGAUCAGCAUUUGGGUCUGGGACAACCUCACGAUCAUGAACUGGGCUUAGGAAUUGCCAGUGACCAUGAAUUGGGUUUGGGACUGAACCAUGAUGAUGGAGACGGUGUUCACAGGUAUGGGCACGAGGAUGAGCUAUCCAUGGAUCAAAAACCAGAGCAUGAUGGCCAUGGGAUGCCCAUUCCCACUCAAAAUCAUGAGUUGACCAUAACAGAGAACAAUGAGUUGUCUGUUUCAGAAAAUCAAGAAUUUGAUGAGAACAUAGCAAUGACUAUGGUCCACAACCCAGAAAUGAGUAUUGAAUCUGCUGAAGAAAUGGGUCUUCACGAAUCCCAGCUUAUGGUUGCCACAUCCCCUGUGAUUCAGGCUCGUACUUUAGCCAUAAGUCCUAAUUAUGAAUUGUCAGUGGGACAAGAAUUCCCUGAUGUUAAGAGUUGCCGAAGGGCAUUGAGGGAUACAGCAAUUGCUCUGCAUUUUGAGAUGCAGACUAUAAAAUCUGACAAGACUCGGUUUACUGCUAAAUGUCGAAGCGAAGGAUGUCCCUGGCGCAUUCAUGCGGCAAAACUCCCUGGUGUUCCAACUUUUACUAUUAGGACAAUCCAUGAGCAUCAUACAUGUGGAGGAAUUUCACAUCUUGGCCAUCAACAAGCCUCAGUUCAAUGGGUUGCUACCUCUGUGGAGGAAAGGCUGAGGGAGAACCCUAAUUGCAAGCCAAAGGAGAUAUUGGAAGAGAUUCAUAGGGUUCAUGGCAUCACUUUGUCAUACAAGCAAGCUUGGAGAGGCAAGGAGCGUAUCAUGGCUGCAAUGCGUGGAUCUUUUGAAGAGGGAUACCGCUUGCUUCCACAAUACUGUGAACAGGUGAAACGCACAAAUCCAGGAAGUAUUGCAUCUGUUUAUGGAAAUCCAACUGAUAAUUGCUUCCAACGCCUAUUCAUAUCCUUUCAAGCGUCAAUAUAUGGUUUUUUAAAUGCUUGUCGACCACUUUUGGAGCUUGAUAGAACAUAUUUAAAGAGCAAGUAUCUUGGUACAUUACUUCUAGCCACCGGAUUUGAUGGUGAUGGGGCUCUCUUUCCUNUGGCUUUUGGUGUUGUUGAUGAGGAGAAUGAUGAUAAUUGGAUGUGGUUUCUGUCAGAACUUCAUAACCUGAUGGAGACAAACACCGAAAACAUGCCAAGGCUUACAAUUUUGUCUGACAGGCAGAAGGGNAUANUAGAUGGUGNGGAAGCAAAUUUUCCCACUGCAUUCCAUGGAUUUUGUAUGCGUCACUUGAGUGACAGCUUUCGCAAGGAGUUUAACAACACAAUACUUGUUGAUCUUCUAUGGGAAGCUGCUCAAGUUCUUACCAUACUUGAAUUUGAAGCAAAAGUUUUAGAGAUUGAAGAAAUAUCACAAGAUGCUGCGUACUGGANUCGAAGAAUUCCACCUCAUUUGUGGGCUACUNCAUACUUUGAGGGGCAAAGUUUCUUUCAUUUUUCAGCAAACAUAGUUGAAUCUUUAAACACAUGGAUAUUAGAGGCAUCUGGGCUUCCAAUAAUUCAAAUGAUGGAAUGCAUAAGAAGACAGCUAAUGACUUGGUUUAACGAGCGGCGAGAGAACAGCAUGCAGUGGACAUCAAUACUUGUACCUUCAGCCGAGAGAGUUGUUACAGAAGCUCUUGAUCGUGCGAGGACGCACCAGGUACUUCGUGCCACUGAUGCUGAAUUUGAAGUUAUAUCACAUGAAGGAACAAACACUGUUGAUAUUAGGACCCGUUGUUGUCAAUGUCGUGGGUGGCAGCUCUAUGGUUUGCCUUGUGCACAUGCUGUGGCUGCUCUUCUCUCUAUUAGGCAGAAUGUGCAAAGAUUCACAGAAACCUGUUUUACUGUUGCAAACUACAGAAAGACAUACUCACAGACCAUACACCCAAUUCCUGAUAAAUCUCUGUGGAAGGAGUUGUCUGAGGCUGAGGGGGUUGUCACUGUUUCUGAUGUUGAUCAACUUCAACUUCAACUUACUAUUAACCCUCCUAAGUCACUCCGGCCACCGGGGAGACCCAGAAAGAAACGGGUUCGGGCAGAAGACCGUGGUCGCAUAAAACGGGUUGUGCAUUGCAGUCGUUGCAAUCAAACGGGUCACUUUAGAACUACCUGUUAAGCAUACAACACUUCCUACAAGCAUUUCGCUGAUUACCCAAGGUUUUUAACCGAAGGCCUUGGGGCCCUCGGUAAAUAUUGUUUUUUGACGGUCACAAUGAGAAUUACCGAGGGGCAUGGUGAAAUGUAUUUACCGAAGGCUUCGAGAGCAUUACCGAGGGGUUUAUGGCCUUCGUUAAGAGGCUAGACGCCUUAAACUGAAUAAUUGGGGGUAUUGUAGAAGGUCGUCCCCAAUUUCGUAAGACAAUCUCCAUUUUCGCGUGGUGCACCCCAUUCUCUCCCUCUCCAUUCCCAUCCCCAAUUGAACUACCAUUGUGCUUCCCAUUAUCUUCCUCUCCCUUUCCCGUCUGUCCAGUGGCAUUGGGUGGUUAGGGUUCACUUGGCAAACCUUCCCCGUAGUGGUGUUCAAGUGUUUCUUCCACCAGUGCGUUGGCGUUGCUGUCAGAGGGUGGUCCGUUAACAUCACGACGUGUGGCGUUUCUGUCAGGAGGGUGCUCCCGUGACGUGAGGGUUCCUGUCUUCGUCAACGGAAGCUAUUGGGAGACCAUUGCGUCGAGGGUGAGCUUGAGAAGGGCUUUGAAUUGUUUCAAAAAAGGGAUGAAGAGAGUAUAGGGAGAAUACGUGACCACUGACAAGCAAAGGGAAAGAAAAGGAGUUUGUAUUGUGGCCAGAAAGGGAGGAAGAGAGUCUACGGAGGAGACUUGAGCAGUUUAGGAAAGCAAAGGCAAAGCUUCCUUUUAGAUCACUUGAAAACAUUAGCUAUGAUUGUGACGCAAGAUUGAGAGGGGGGAUAGCAUGCUAUGAAACUCCUGUGGAAAAAGUUUUAGCACAAUUCAAGACUGUUUGUUGCUAAAAGAUGUCCUAGUGAGGGUUCAAAUAUGAUUUUUUAAUAAAUGAGGAAAUAUUAUUCUCGGAUUGUAACCAUAAGUAACUAAUUAUAUAUUUGCAUAAAUGUAUUCAAUGUAAUUAUAUAUCUUCAAUACGUUAAAGUACAACUGAAAUUUUGCUCGCAUCACCCCUUAGAUGUAUGAUGUAUCAAAUAGGAAAUAGCAAAUUGUUCCAGUUAUAUUAGGGACACCAUUUUAUUGUUUUAGAAUUUUACUUGUUAUUUGAUUUUAGGUUCUAUUCAACUGUGAUUCUAUGCUGUAUCUGGUUUCUUUGAGGAUGACUAAUCCUUGAUCUGUAACUUUGCCAUUGUAUUGUAUAUGAAUUUCUAUUUGCAUUGUAUUUCCUAAACAAAAAAUAAAUAUGGUUAUUUUAACCUAA